Molecule: messenger RNA, 2861 nt
Organism: Symbiodinium necroappetens
Lineage: Eukaryota; Dinophyceae; Suessiales; Symbiodiniaceae
Source: the annotation of a GenBank genome assembly
AUGCCUGUUGCUGAGCGCCUGGCUCGUGAGAAAGCCCAGCGAGAGAAACUCAAUGGACUCAUUUGGGGUCCAGAGAUGCAGCCUGGCCAAGGAGUGGUGGACGCCUGCGUGGACAUGUUAGAGCAGAAUGUGCUUGUGUACAUGCCUCCGCAUAAGUUCGUUUCGAGGUCUCAAGAGAUAUCUUGUGUAAAGCGUGACAAGUCUGUGCUUGUGGACACAGAUGGCGGCCUCAAGGUGACAGCAAAGAAUCAGGACAUGAGCUGUGAUGCGUCGACUGAGUAUGCUCUCCGCCAGGCCUGGCAGCGACGAAGUCUUGCUUUCGACUUAGCAGGGCUGGCGACCUUUCAUGCGCUUGAGGGUUGGGUCAACAAGAUGUUCUUGGUUCUGUCGCGGCCCAUCCCUCCGGGCUAUAAGCCAGUCAACAUACACCAGCUGAUUAGUGCUGAUCGUGCCCUCUUCAUUCGGGCGGCCGACGCUUUGGUGGGCAGCUUAACAGGUGUGCCUGGCCGUGCUAAGCCCCUGGACGAGCAAAUUGCUCUGCUUCAGGAUUCGCCUGAGAUUGUUCAGUACAUGACUCCUUUACAAGGCAGUGACAACAAGCGGCCGUACACCCCGGGUGAUGGGAACGUGCCUCCGCCUGCUCCGCACAAGAAGCCGCGACCGCCUCCAAAGGAUCCGAAGAAGGCUGAUCCCAACAAACCGAAGAAGUUCGUGGUUUUCCAGGCAGCAGCGGCCCCAGAGCCAGAUGAUAGCCCUUUGAGCUUUUCAAUCUUUUGCCGCAUGCAUGAGCGGACUGCGCCGCAAUGCCCUCCGAUUUCCUUUGACUACACGGGUUUUGUGCAGAUUCGUGAUGAUAACUGCGUCUUCAAGAUCAAUGACUUUGGCAAAGGUGGCGUUUGGGUGGAGCAUCCCAAUGGCCCCGCAGUUCGCACUGUCAAAGGUCAGCCAGCUGGUGCUUCACUUGAGCCUUUGGAGCCUCGUCCUGGCUUCCAGGUUUUUGCAUGCGAUCGCGACACCACUAAAGCGCAGAGCGCAACGCUCAAGCUGGACUUGCAGGAGGAGGCGGGCCAAAGUCUCUUUUGGUCUUUGUGGGCCGAUGCGAAUGCUGCUUAUGUUCACUGUGGACCUCCAUGUGGCACCGCAUCGCGCGCUCGCGAGCGUGCAAUUCCUCGCAAGAUGCGUGCUGCAGGUGUUCCCCAGCCUCCUCAGUUGAGGUCUUCAGAUUUUCCUUUUGGCCUGCCCAACAUGUUGCAGUCUGCUGCGUAUGGACCCAGGUUACGCGCUGCAAAUCGGUUGUAUCGCUUCACGGCCAAAAUCCUGCUUGCAUGCCUGCAAGAGGAGCGGUAUUUCUCUAUUGAGAACCCCGCUUCCUCCCACUUUUGGAGUAUCUUGGAUGCCUUAGUCUUGGAGUGGCCGCCAUCAGUGCAGGCUAAGUAUGCCAAGCUGCUUCGCGUGGAUUUUGCCCAGUGUAUGCAUGGAGGCACUCGACCCAAGGUGUCUCGAUUUCUGACCAAUGUCCCGUCUUUUGCACAGCUCGCGAGCCGAUGUGAUGCCAGUCACUCCCACGAUGCGUGGGGUGCCCAGUGGUCUCCUUCAGGUUGGCGUUUUGCCACCCAUCUCGAGGCUCAGUACCCUCGCUUGCUGUGCCGUCGCCUUGUGGAUGCCUUGUGCAGCAAUUUGACCCCCUCUCAGGUCGUGCAUCUUCCUGCCGACGCGCCGAAGCCCGCGAACUCUAAGACCGUGCUGCCUGGGGUGCAGCUGUUGGCUAAGCAGUUGGCUCCAGAGGAAGCUACCCUCAAGGCCAGCAUGUCGGAUGGAGUGCGAAAGGUUUUGGGCACAAAAAAGUUGGUCUUGUGGGAGCGCCUACUCCGCCAAGAGGGCUAUGAUGAUUUAGACGUGAUUCCCCUAAUGCAACAGGGCGUUCCGCUUGUCGGCACUCCUGACACCCCUGCUUGCUUUGAGGCGAAACUCACCCCGGCUACGAUCACCGAGCAUCAACUUCGGGAGACUGCAAAAUGGCGCCGCAAGUCGCUUGUGGCGAAGCCUUUGAGCAUGACCGAUGAUUGCUUUGAUCCCCUCGAGGAAGCUUGCAAUGACGAAGUGCGGCGGGGUUCGCUUGAAGGGCCUUUUUACAGCGAGGCAGCUGUGUCAGAAUACUUAGGCCAUGACAGGUGGAGUUGUGUGCGACGCUUUAUCAUUCAGCAGAAUGACAAGUACAGACCGAUUGAUGAUUGUUGUGAGUGCCAAUUGAAUGCGGGAUACACUUCCACAUUCAAGUUGCGCUUGCAAGAUGCUGAUUACUUUGCAUGUUUGGUCUUGAACAUAUGCAAACGCAUCCUGUCAUCGAGCUCGCGUGACGACCUUGCCGAGUGGAGUGGAAAGUGCCUUGACUUGUCCCGCGCUUAUAAACAGCUGGCGAUCCUUCCUGCACAUGUGGAUUUGGCGGUCUGCUUAGUCCACACCCGAGCAGGCAAGCCAGUUUUCUAUGUGCCGAACAGCCUCAUGUUUGGAUCGAAUGCAGCAGUUUAUGCGUUUAAUCGAGUAAGUCGUAGCAUUUUCUUCCUCUUGAGUCGGUUGCUGAUCGUCCCGCUGUCAUGCUUCUACGACGACUUUCCAAUCUUGGCUCCCACUCAGGAUGCGAGUGAGGUCGAUGGCAUGAUUUCCGAUCUGCUCGAUACCUUAGGUUGGGAGCACAAGCGCACCGGCGAGGGUCACAAGGGUCUUCCUUUUGCAAAGCUUGUUGACAUUCUUGGCAUGCGUGCAGACCUGACAUGCAUGGCGGGCGGGUCCGUGACACUUUCAAACAAGCCUGGACGCAUUGACAAAAUUUGCGAUUUUGUCGUGAGUAUCAGGAAUGCGGG